UCUCCACGUAAAAAUCAGAAGCUAAAACCCUCUCCCCUCUCUCUCUCUCGCGCAUCGUUGCGCGUUUUGCUGUGCAUUCUGGAUCGCGUUUUCACUGCGAAAUUCGGAAAUGGAAGCGAAGAUCGGGCGGUUCUUCGAUUCGGUGGGCGGCUUCUUCAAGGGCGAGGAUCAGAUCCCCUGGUGCGACCGCGACAUCAUCGUCGGCUGUGAGAGAGAUGUUGCAGAAGCUGCCAAUGGUGGUUCUGAUGAGCUCAAAAGCGAAAGCAUAAUGAGGUUAUCAUGGGCCCUCGUUCAUUCUAGACAACCAGAAGAUGUGCAGCGAGGGAUAGCCAUGCUUGAAGCUUCCUUAGCCAACACGAAUACCCCUUUACAACAGAGAGAGAAGCUGUAUCUUCUGGCUGUUGGAUAUUACAGAAGUGGUCAGUAUUCCAAAAGCUUGCAGUUUGUACAGCAAUGUUUGGAAAUUGUACCUGAUUGGAGGCAAGCGUUGACACUCAAAAAGACUGUUGAAAGUCGAAUCACUAAGGAUGGUGUAAUCGGAAUAGGCAUCACGGCAACUGCUGUCGGACUUCUAGCAGGCGGUGUCGCAGCAGCAUUGGCUCGCAAGAAAUGAUAAAUCCAAUGUAUCUGUGGAAUUUUCAGCUGGGAAAAUAGUCUCUGUGUUACCUGGAUACUGAAACUGGGUUAUUGUUGCUCUUUUUAAGUUUUUUACUGAAGCAUUUUGAAACGAGAUUUGGAUGCUCCAGAGCUUGUGUAUAUGCUCCAAAACCUUUUUGCAAGAGUGUCUCAGUCUCCAUCGUUAGAGUUACUUGAAGUAAUUAAUAACUGCUUUUAUGCAAAGCCUUAAUCAAGUAGAAAAUUUGAGAA
This is a messenger RNA of Eucalyptus grandis, 867 nucleotides long. Its product is annotated as mitochondrial fission 1 protein A. Gene Ontology annotation, biological process: autophagy of mitochondrion; peroxisome fission; mitochondrial fission. The record is from RefSeq and is a predicted model, not a curated record. The coding region runs from base 110 to 613 and encodes 167 amino acids. The transcript is spliced from 5 exons. Gene Ontology annotation, cellular component: mitochondrial outer membrane; peroxisomal membrane. NCBI's taxonomy places the organism in Eukaryota, Viridiplantae, Streptophyta, Magnoliopsida, Myrtales, Myrtaceae. Gene Ontology annotation, molecular function: protein binding.